Amorphotheca resinae ATCC 22711 is the source of this 1569-nucleotide messenger RNA. RefSeq lists its product as hypothetical. Gene Ontology annotation, biological process: regulation of DNA-templated transcription. NCBI's taxonomy places the organism in Eukaryota, Fungi, Ascomycota, Leotiomycetes, Helotiales, Amorphothecaceae. Bases 1 to 1569 code for a protein of 522 amino acids. The record is from RefSeq and is a predicted model, not a curated record. Gene Ontology annotation, molecular function: DNA-binding transcription factor activity. The transcript has 3 exons.
AUGCUUGGCUGCUUCGUACAAUGCCAUCACAAUGCCGCCAAGUACAAACUAGAUUCCCAUGCUGUUCUCUUCGGACAAGCUUUCCGCCUACCUAGGUACAGUAGUACCACUGCUGCUCACUCUACCUGCCACCUGGUAACCUUCGGUUUGACUGAGCCGAUCAAGAUCUGCCCGGUCCAUCGGCGCGCUCCGCUCGGUAACCUUACUGUAUUUAAGGGACCGUCAUCGGAUACGACGCCACGUUUACCUUGGGAGCAGUUGGAUUCCGAUAGGUCGUCAGGCAUUGCACGAACCGCAUUCAAGGACGCGUACAGACCUCGGAUGGACGCCACACAUAUCAUAGGUCAAUUACUGUACCCUUUUGAAAGGACCUCAACGAAAGGGCCUAGAACUCUGCAGAGGUGCGCAUGGUGGCGUAGAGGCAGCGAGGCCCUCGCUCGUCCAUGGAAAUUCCUUGCUUUCGCUCUCGCGGUAUCGUGUAGCUGCAUUGAAGUGUCAAUGAUUGUCAGGCCACUUCCAGUUGCAACUUCUCAGUGCUUUGAUCGCAAGACCCUGCACAAUGCCAAUACCCCGCUCUCUCCCUGUAUCCUGUCGUAUUCCGUACCUUGGAAUAGUCCAAGGGCCAUCUCCUUUGCGGAAGAGUUCCGAUUAUUGGUGUCCUUGGGAUAUGAACAGCAGGAUUACAUCAAUCUCCAGCCACCAGAAAAUCGAAAUGGAGCCGGAUACGUGCAGUUUGAUGCCGAUCCAGAUACGUUUCUUCACGAUACGGAUUUGUCACAGCCAGAGGACCCUUUUAUCUUUAAUGAUACUAGGAGAACCCUCAAGGACCUAGGUCUUCGUUCCACAGGUUCCACAGAUCAGUUCAAGCAUCCGGGUACGGCUCAAAUCAACGCCUCUGAUGCUCCGAAGCCUCAGUCGCCCACAAUAGAUCUGUAUAACUGGGCAGUAAGGGCAUACCCCGUGAGCCCGGGUGCAUUUGCGGCACAGCCUGAAGACCCUCUGAGACUGUCACGACUGGAACGGCCUGCUGGAGCUUGUAAAAAAGAGAUGUCCAACACGGCGAGGCUACCGCCAGACUCACCCUUCACUACCGAAACAUCAGAUGCUCUACCGACACGGGAAGCUGGGAAUGAGACGACGAAGGGCUCAAAGCGCGAGGCGGAUACGCAAGACUUAGUUAGAGGAAAGAAGGCCAGGAGAGUUUGCAAGUCAAAGAAACUCGUGGUGGUUAGCAAGGAGGAUCAACAGGCUCGACGCAAGGUGUUCCUUGAGAAGAAUCGAAACGCUGCGGCCAAAUACCGCGCUCGAAGCAAGCAGUCUGAGGCAAAGCUGAAAGCCACCUUCCAAGAUAUGACCGUCAGGCGUGGCGCAUUGGAUUCCCAACUAGCGGAGCUAAAACAUCAAUACGCGAAGUUGGAGGCCAAGUUAUUACCUCACUGUCAAGUCUGUCCUUCGAAGAACCUUGAGGACUGGGUAAGGGCGCUACCACGGGGUGGUCCAGUUCAAUCGUCCAAAUCGAUAGGCAAAUCACUUCAGCUCGGCGAUGAUAAUCUCGAAAUCAUCCUAUAG